GUCCCCUUAUGCAUUUUUAACAGCUCAGCAGGUGAUGGGAACAGUUCGGUGGGGACAGUUUGUCCACAGAUAGAGUGACCGGGUGAUCAGCUGUGAAUGACGUCCUUCAUCAUUGUCCCCGGAAACAGAGGGAUAACAAUCAUCUGCUUCACACCUUAAUUAAAGAAAGGGGACUUUGUCUCUCUGCCAAACAGCUUAUGACCUACCACCGCUUUGCACUCACCUUUGACCGUGCAUGUAAAAACAAACCAGCUGUAGAACCACGUGGUUUUUCCUUUUCUUGGGAAGCCUUUUUGAGGCUUUACACAUCUGAGGUUUACCAGUGAAACAGGAUGCCUGGAGCCAGCGGCGUCAACAUCGAACCCUCCUGUGAGGCCUUGUGUCGAACCCUCGUGUCUCAGAAAGGCCUGCAAAGAGAGACAGCAGAUAUCUCCCAGUCUGUCCUCUACACAUCACUGAUGGGUCUGCUUCUGGUCACUGACAAUGAGAAAGAGCAGCUCACAAUCGGAAGCGGAAGAGUUGGCCUUAGAAACAUUGGAAAUACUUGCUUCCUGAAUGCAGUCGUCCAGUGUUUGUCUCACACACGUGGCCUACGAGACUACUGCUUCUUACUGUCCUACAGGAAAGAGAAAUACUCAAAAGAGGACGCAAAGCUCAUGGAAGCUUUCUCCCAGGUGCUGUCGGGCCUCUGGGAUAUGAAUGAAGGAGACACAUGUGUAAAUCCACGCAAGUUUUACAGUAUUUUUAAAGAAGCAGUGCCUUACUUCAGUGGUUACAGUCAGCAGGAUGCACAGGAGUUUCUCAGGUUUUUAUUGGACAAGCUGCAUACAGAAAUCAACCGUAGACCCUACGUUCGGCGAACAGGGAAGGAACCCGAACAGAAAUAUGCCAGAUUUAGGAUUUCAGAAGAAGCAGCAGCUAUGUGGAAGAAGCACCUGGAGAGAGAUGACAGCAGAAUAGUUGAUCUGUUCUCAGGUCAGCUGCGGAGCUCUCUGCAUUGUUCUGUGUGCUCCCACUACUCCAAUACAUUUGAUGUGUUCUGCGAUCUGUCGCUGCCCAUCCCUAAGAAGAGCUCAACAGGGGAGGUGACGCUGAGGCAGUGCCUGGACCUCUUCUCUCAAGAGGAGAAACUCGACAAGGAGAAUUCACCUAUGUGUGAGAGGUGUAACAGGCAUACAGAGUGCACCAAGCGCCUGUCCAUCCAGAGGUUCCCCCAGGUUAUUGUGAUCCAUCUGAAUCGGUUCACAAUGUCACGUUGGUCUAUCAGUAAAAGCACCACAUACGUGUCCUUCCCACUCACUAACCUGGACCUCGGACCCUACGGGCCUCUGGACUCUGGCCCAGUUCUAUAUAAUUUAUAUGCAAUAUGUAACCACGCUGGAACAGUGAACAUGGGCCACUACACAGCCUGCUGUUCAGAUGAAAAUGGCUGGUGCUUUUACAAUGACUCAAGUGUGACUCCUCUCUCAGAGAACCAGCUUCAGACCAAUCAAGCCUAUGUGCUGUUCUACCAGCGCAGCAACAGCACCACCACAACCACAGUCAGGAAGUAGACCUCAGACUGGCUGAGCCGGAGAACCAAUCAGAACAACUUUACCUCCAGUGUCCAUAGAAACAAAUAGAAGCAGCAGUGCAUCUCUGGUAUCUGUGAACUUCUCAAUCUCAUUAGCUCGAAUAAACUCCAAGGAGGAGGGGAAAGAGGGAAUGCAUACUCAGUUUAAGGGGGGUAAGAGAUGAGCUACCCUCCUAAAUCAUAAAGAAGCUUUUGAAGAGUCUCAAUGUGAGAGUUGAAACAGUUCAGAUGGACUCUGUGCCCUGGUCCUUAGGCAGGAGUUAUGGCUGUAAAUGCACACCAUGAUUGGGAUUCAUGCUAACCUAAACACAAAUAUAUCUGUGGAAGAAAAAAACAUAUCAUGACUGUUGUGACAUAGGACUUGUUCAGAUUGUCUCGCUACAAUUGUAAGCAACAGUUUUGUGGAAAGAAACUUGAAUUUAAGGCUAACUAUCUGUAGCUGUUACUUAAUCUUUAUGCUAUUUUAGAAUCUAAACCCUCCUCCAGGUGGAGGAAUCCUUAAAUAUCAAAAUGGGCUAUGUAUUUCUGUCAUAUAUUCAUAUAUGUAUGUAUAUUUUUUUACAUUCGUUUCUUCUGCUAAUGUACAUAUGGACAAAAACACAUCAUAUUGAUUGUAUUAUUUAUACUUCAGUCAAUAAAUAACAAACAAUGA
Molecule: messenger RNA, 2225 nt
Organism: Notolabrus celidotus (New Zealand spotty)
Lineage: Eukaryota; Metazoa; Chordata; Actinopteri; Labriformes; Labridae
Gene: usp21
Product: ubiquitin specific peptidase 21
Exons: 12
Coding region: 333-1553 (406 amino acids)
Biological process (GO): protein deubiquitination
Cellular component (GO): cytoplasm
Molecular function (GO): cysteine-type deubiquitinase activity
Source: RefSeq, a predicted model, not a curated record